Beauveria bassiana ARSEF 2860 is the source of this 2100-nucleotide messenger RNA. Its product is annotated as beta-1,3-glucanosyltransferase. Gene Ontology annotation, molecular function: 1,3-beta-glucanosyltransferase activity. Bases 1 to 2100 code for a protein of 699 amino acids. The record is from RefSeq and is a predicted model, not a curated record. Gene Ontology annotation, cellular component: cytoplasm; fungal-type cell wall. NCBI's taxonomy places the organism in Eukaryota, Fungi, Ascomycota, Sordariomycetes, Hypocreales, Cordycipitaceae. The transcript is spliced from 4 exons. Gene Ontology annotation, biological process: fungal-type cell wall (1->3)-beta-D-glucan biosynthetic process.
AUGAAGCUAAUCUAUCUGCGAACCUUCCUCGUUGGCUUUGCCAGCGUUGCCGCAGCUGACCUGCCCUCUAUCAAAGCAAAGGGCUCCAAGUUUCUCCUCCCUGAUGGCACACAGUUUUUCAUAAAAGGAGUGGCUUACCAGCAGGAUAUCGGCGCUGGCGGUGCUGGCAGCAUCUCUAGCGCGCCGACGACGUACCUAGACCCUCUUGCUGACAAGAAGAGCUGCGAGCGCGACGUUCCCCUGCUCAAGGAACUGGGCACGAACACGAUUCGCACUUAUGCCAUUGACCCCGAAGCAGAUCACAGUUUUUGCAUGAACCUUCUACAAGAGGCAGGCAUCUAUGUGAUCGCAGAUCUCGGUGAGCCGGCUCUGUCAAUCAACAGAGAGGAGCCCCAGUGGAACACGGAGCUCUUUGGGCGAUAUCAAAAAGUCAUUGAUUCCCUGUCUCCAUACUCUAACGUCAUCGGCUACUUUGCGGGCAAUGAAGUGACCAAUGCCAAAAAUAAUACAGGCGCGUCUGCCUAUGUCAAGGCCGCCAUUCGCGAUUCUAAAAAAUACAUCAAAGAAAAGCACAAUUCGCGUUGGCUCGGGGUCGGCUACGCUACAAACGACGACACCGAUAUCCGCACAGAGCUUUCAAACUACUUCAAUUGCGAUAGCCAAGAUGACUCUGCCGAUUUCUGGGGAUACAACAUCUACUCGUGGUGUGGCGAUAGCACCAUGCAAGUAUCCGGUUAUGACAAACAGGCCGAGUUCUUUAGCAACUAUUCUAUACCAGUCUUCUUCGCUGAGUAUGGCUGUAAUGAUGGCGGAGGCGCUGAGGCCCGCAUCUUUACAGACACUGAGGCCCUGUACUCUAGGGAAAUGGCCUCGGUGUUCAGUGGUGGCAUCGUCUACAUGUACUUUCAAGAGGCAAAUGACUUUGGCCUAGUGAGAGUGGAAAAUGGCGAGGCGGUCAAGAUGAAAAAUUUUGAAGUUCUCAAGAAACAAUUGGCCAAGAUUGACCCCAAGGGGUCCGACUCGACAGCCGAACUGCAACUGAGCGAAUGCCCAGUCAUCAGCCAGAACUGGCAGGCGAAUAAAGCACUGCCAACAACGCCCGACAAGGCCCUAUGCGACUGUAUGGUCAGCUCGCUCACUUGCGUCCCUAAGGCGAACCUGGAUAAGAAGCAAUUUGCGCGCAUUUUUGGCUUUGUAUGCGGUAACGCGAACAGGGGGCUGUGUGCGGGCAUUAGCGGCAACACCACCAGCGGCGUGUACGGCGCGUACAGCAUGUGCGAGGCGUCGGCCAAGCUGGCCUUUGUCAUGGACGGAUACUACAAGAAACAAAACAGCGGCGCCUUUGCAUGUGACUUUGGCGGCGCUGCCGAGGUGCAAAAGGCGAUUGUUGAACCUAAGUGCGAGGGCAUGCUCAAGGAGGCCAAGAAGGUCAAUGAGCAUGCCGCAACCGCGACGACGGCCACGCCUAAGGCGACGUCGACUAAAGACAGUAAAUCUGCAACGAAUGCUGCUAGUUUCUCCAUUUUACUUUUCAUUCUUGCGGUCUCGGUGGACUAUUCCUUCGACCCUUCCGUGUUGACAGCCCGCUUGACAAGGGUAGAAGACCUCACUGCUAUUGCUGGCUGCGCUAGCGCCAUUUGUCUGAGCCCCGAGCCGGCCAAGCGCAUUUGCUAUGACGAGAAUGGCGCUACUCCACAGAACCUCAACAUGAAGGAGGUAGCUUUCAUUGCUCGCUACCUCCGCAGGUACCAGGCACAAGCCAUCAAGGCGGGCCGCUCGCCCUUCUGGAAGAUGAAUGAGGCUGAUGCCGACAACUGCGCUGAGUGGCAGGUGUCUAGCAAGGGCAAGACUUGGGCCCCCGCUAAGCUGGUUGGGGACGAUUCUGCCGCCGUCACCUUCGAAGACAUUGCGAACACCAUCGACGCUGCUGUCAAAGCCGGCGAUACCGACCAAUCCGAGGCCAUUAAUGGAUGCGGCACCGCUGGAGGCCAGAUGGGUGUCAUUGUCAACACCAAUGAUCCUCUGUACCAGAGCAAGGAGUUUGUGGAUGGCGGCUACACUUACGAAGGUAUUGUGAUCAAGUCGGUCCACGCUCCUUGA